UCAUCCCAGCGCGAGGCUAGCAACGCUGCACGAGCCUGUGUGAGCCCCACCAGCGUUAGCUUAGCUAGCAACUAAUUCAGCUGGCUUUUCAUCAAAAAUGGCUCAUUUGAGGCUUUAAAAGUGUCCGUCCACAAUGUGAAACUCUGCCUGCAUUGCGUGAACCAGCAGGGAUUCAGACAAUCAUCAGUGGUGCAGCGGACGUGGUGGAUUUGCAAUAAGAUCAUGUGGUGGGCCUGGCCGUUCCUGCCUGCUCUGGUGCUUCUCUCAGAGCUCUCUGUGGUGAGAGUCCAGACUGCACCAUGCCAGACCUGCCGGAAACUUACAGAGAGUUUUAUCAAGGGCUUAGAGAAAACAGCGAAUAAGAACUUUGGGGGAGGAAACACUGCUUGGGAAGAAGAAAAGCUGGCUAAGUAUGCACGCAGUGAGACUCGGCUCUUAGAGAUAGUAGAAGCUGCCUGUGAGAAAGCAGAUUUUGAAUGUAAUCGGCUGCUGGAGCAGAUAGAGGACCAGGUGGAGACAUGGUGGUUUCACAGGCAGCAGGAGGCACCAGACUUGUUUGAGUGGCUGUGCAUUGAGGAACUGAGACUCUGCUGUCCACCUGGACGCUUUGGACCUGACUGCAAAGAGUGUCCAUCUGACCCUGGUGGUGUAUGUGGAGGUCUGGGCCGCUGUGAGGGGGAGGGAACACGCCUCGGAGAUGGAGAAUGUGUCUGCGAUCCUGGAUACUCUGGCCGUCUGUGCCAGAGCUGUGCUGAUGGUUACUACAGAGAGAAAAGCUCCAACGACAGCAAAGGAGCUUGUGCAGCUUGCUAUCACUCAUGUAAGAAGUGCGCAGGGCCGCAGGACUACAAAUGCCUCGACUGCAAACCCGGCUGGAUCCUUCAUGACAACAAGUGCGUAGACAUUGACGAGUGUGGUACCGAGUUGGCUCGUUGUCCUUCCAACACCUACUGUCACAACACUGAAGGAUCAUAUGAGUGCAGAGGCUGUGACCAGGCAUGUGUGGGCUGCAUGGGUAGUGGUCCUGCCCGCUGUAAGAAAUGUGCACGUGGCUACAGAUUGACAGGAGCAAAGUGUCUCGAUAUAGAUGAAUGUAGUGAUCGUGCAAUAGCGUGCCCUGGACUCAAUGAGGCCUGUAUCAAUGAGGAGGGCUCCUUCCACUGUGACUGUGCUGAUGGAUUCAUUAGAAGAGACAGCAUCUGUGUUGAGAACAAGCCCCCUGCUGGGCCAGAGAAGGGGCUGUUUGACGACAUGACAGAUGAUGAGGUCCUGGUACUGCAGCAGAUGUUCUUCGGCGUUGUAAUCUGUGCCAUAGCUACGCUCGCUGCUAAAGGUGACAUGGUUUUCACGGCCAUUUUCAUCGGAGGUGUAGCUGCUAUGGCCGGAUACUGGCUGACAGAAAAGGGAGACUACAUGCUGGAUGGAUUUCUGAAGGGACGCUAGACUGUCUGGAGCCACGAAAAAGGACACUGGAAUACCAGCCAGUUAAGGUGAAUAAGACUCAACUGGGGGCAGAAAAUAUCCCUGCAAUGCUUGCCUUUCAGGGAUUUACUUGGGGAGUUACUUGAAAGGGCUCGGGUUCAUUUAUGUUUAUGAAUAGGAUAACACAGGAAAAGGUGAGAACUUGAAGGCUAUGAAGCCGCAAAACUUGAAGAGGAAUAGCAAAGCAACACUGCACUGAUAUAAAGGAAGUGAACUUAAUCCCUUACCUCAGCUUUGUUGGGAACAAGGGUGAAACAAAGACCACUACUGAUUGUUAAAAUCUAUUAUGCAUUUGGAUGUCUCAUCUUGCCUCAAUGUUAAAAUGAUGUCGUUUUCUUCCACACAAUCAAAACCUCCCGUCCAUCACGUCGUCCACCAUGUUUUUUCAUUAUCUAGUGUCAUAAAGCAGAGGGUUGGCUGUCAUGUUAUUGCAACACUCAAGCUUCUUGCGUUGGUCAUGUGGUUAGAUAAGGCAAUUUUUAGGAAUUUCCUCAAUCACCCCAAAAUGAAAGCUCAUCAAAACUCUGGGAUAUUUCCAUUCUGAUUCACUGGUUAUUUAUGUUCAUAGAAUGACUUUUUACCUCCUAACUUAUUGAAUGAUUCUUUUUAGUGAUAAUGCAUGAAAAUAGGAUUUGAAAUGAAAGGUACUUUACUGUAUAUAUUUAUUUAUUGUCUUACUUUGGCAUGGAAGACAGACUUUGUCAGCUGCUGGAUCACCAACACUACUGCUAUUGACCACUUAGUGAGUGUGUGUGUGAGGGAAUGUGCUUCGGUAAAUUCCAGAGUUGAUCUGGAUGAUUAAAGCCACUUUUUUUUGUUGCCUUUAAUUUAUUUGACAGCAAUAUUUAUUGGGAAGACAUUUAUCAUAUUUUGCUCUUGCCAUUUCUUCUGUGUAUUUUUGUGUGCAUUUUUAAUGCAGUUUUUUUUAGUCUGUUAAUUGGUUAUUCUAGCAGAUAUGGUAGCAUCAUGUUAGAAAGCCACUGAAACGUCAUUUUUUACGCGACCAUCUACUUUGUCUUUGGUUUUCCUUGUGUGGAAAGUUUUCCACAAAGUUGUUGUUAUAGAUGUUUGCUUUUCAAUAAAAAGUCUGUCACUCACGAUGUUUUAGUUAGAAUUAUUACAUAAACUCUUAACAUAGAGAAAAUGAGGGAAAACAUUUCAGCUUUUUGAAAAUGAUUUUCUACAAUUGCAAAAUGCAUGAUAAAUUACAGGACCUUUAGGAAGCCUGUGACUGGAAAAAAACUUCCAAGCAGCAUUGUUAAAAUGGUUAUUUUUACGAUGUAGUGCCCCUACACUUUUAGAGCGGUACAUUACGGCCAACCCAA
Messenger RNA from Plectropomus leopardus (leopard coralgrouper), 2807 nucleotides. It is a transcript of the gene creld1b, whose product is annotated as CRELD disulfide isomerase 1b. NCBI's taxonomy places the organism in Eukaryota, Metazoa, Chordata, Actinopteri, Perciformes, Serranidae. The record is from RefSeq and is a predicted model, not a curated record. Gene Ontology annotation, molecular function: calcium ion binding.